Messenger RNA from Anopheles bellator, 3294 nucleotides. RefSeq names its product chaoptin (gene conv). The record is from RefSeq and is a predicted model, not a curated record. The coding region runs from base 1 to 3267 and encodes 1088 amino acids. The transcript has 8 exons. Gene Ontology annotation, molecular function: protein binding. Lineage: Eukaryota; Metazoa; Arthropoda; Insecta; Diptera; Culicidae.
AUGGUAUGGUUAGCUAUUGGCCCACCCAGUGCCCACGCGGAGUACAUACCACCGGGGCCGAAGUAUAAGUGUCCGGAAAAAGCCAAACUGUUUUAUCCCUGUGUGUGCACCCGCGGGACAGACGAUGGCCUGUACAUCGAGUGUGAAAACUCGAACCUGGCCAGUCUGUCCGUUGCCUUCAUCAAUCUGGCCAACACGAACUUACCGAUUGAGGAGCUGCGUCUUCGGCGCUGCAUGAUAAAGAACCUUUUCGGCACACUGUUGCAUAAGCUGCCGGUAAGGCAUUUGCAUAUUGUCGAUACGCCACUGGCUACGGUCGCAGAUCACGCUUUCUACGGCAUCAACGAUACGCUCGCCGAACUGCACCUGAUACACAGCGAGUUGACGCAGUUUCCAUCGGAAGCGUUCAAGAUCCUGGGUCAUCUGAAAGUGCUCAUCGUCGAUGGACACCAGAUCGAAAGGCUGCCGAAGGGAGCCUUUGCCGGAGCUCAUUUCGAUGGUACACUGGAGAAGCUGCAUGUCAUUAACGGACAGCUGGAGGAACUAGAGGCCGAUGUGUUCGCGAACAUGAAAAGGGUAAAAACUCUCGAUCUGCACGGGAACCGUUUGGCGGCGCUAAAGAAGGGACAGUUUAAGGGUAUGCGAGAAGUCGAGAUUCUCGAUCUUAGCUUCAACAAUCUUACCAAACUCGAUGCCACGCACGUGUCCGAUCUGACGAAGAUGACUUGGUGCAACGUAUCGAACAACGCCCUGACAGAGAUCACGAGGGGAACUUUCGCACGUAACACUGUGCUCCGUGUGGUCAAUAUGGCUUCGAAUGCCAUUCGUAAGAUCGACGCCAACACGUUCCGUGGUAUGCGUUUUCUGCGGCGCCUGUAUCUGAGCGACAAUAUGAUCAGUGACGUUGGAAGAGGUACGUUCGGUUCCGUCACACGCAUUGGCACUAUCGAUUUGGCGCGAAAUCGCAUCAAGAAGGUUGAUUUCCAGAUGUUCUUCCAGCUAAAUUAUGUUGAGCUUGUCAACCUGGCGGAGAAUGAGAUUACGGAGAUUCAGAAGGACGCGUUCAAGGACCUCUAUCUGACGCACAUCAACAUCUCACACAAUCGGCUCGAAACGAUCGAACCGAAGUCCUUCAUCAACUGUGCCAACAUGACGGUGCUGGACCUUUCGCACAAUCUGAUCCGCUCCAUCCCGCGCACCGCGUUCGAUGAAACCACGUACGCUACCGAGUGGAUCAUGACGCACAACCUUCUUACCAACAUGAGCCAGCUUCCGCUGGCCAACAUGACCGGCCUCAAGAUCCUGAACGUUUCGUACAACAACCUGGUGGACGUGCCUAAGAACACCUUUCCGAAACUGUACGAACUGCACACGAUCGAUAUGUCGUAUAACAACAUCUCGCACAUCUACAAUGCCGUGUUCCAGAAUCUGCUCUCGUUGCGCAAUCUAAACCUGAGCUACAAUGCCCUGGAAAAGGUUGGCCCUUCCACAUUCGGCACACUGCACACACUGCUCGACAUGGAUCUGAGCCACAAUCUGUUGCGCGAUAUUGCCCGUGGUGCCCUGGCGAAGAUCACCGGACUACGGUUCCUUCACAUGCAGCACAACAAGCUGGAGAAGUUGUUUCAAAUACCGAUCUCCCUGAACGAGCUCGACUUGGCGCACAACGAGAUCACGGAAAUACCGGAGAAAACGUGGCCCACCAUGAACGCGUUGCUGGUGCUCGAUCUAAGCCACAACCGGCUGUCGAACAAUCUGGCCCGUGGUAGCUUUGCUGGGCUUCUAACGUUGCAACGACUCCACCUAGAAUCGAACGGUAUCUCCGAAGUGCCGAGAGAUAGCUUUGGCGAUCUCGGUACGAUGCAGUACCUGUAUCUGGCGAACAACAGCAUCAGCGCACUGCCGAAGGGUGCUUUCGGUAGUUUGCCGAUCCUGUUCGAGGUGCAUUUAACGGACAAUGGACUACACACGGUGAGCGAACGGGCUUUCGAUGGCUUGCUGCAGUUGCUUACGUUAAACAUGUCUCGCAACGAGCUGCGGUCCGUACCGAACGGGGCCUUUUUGGGGUUGGUUUCACUCAGAAGGCUAGAUUUAUCCCACAACUUGCUCACGGCGUUGGACAACAAAACUCACGGACUGUUGGAGGAUUGCCUCAGUUUGGAAGAGCUCAACAUCAGCCACAAUCGGUUCAGCUUCGUGACGAGAAAGACGUUCCCUUCGAACCCAUACAUCCCUUACCGGUUGCGAUCGAUCGAUCUUAGCUACAACACCAUGUCGGUGGUAACGAACGAUCUGAAGAUUGGAACCGCUACCGUUCAACAUCUGAAUCUGUCCCACAACAACAUCAAAGAGAUACGACCCGCGGUGCUUGGUAACCUUACGUCCCUACGUACGCUAGACCUUUCCUACAACGAGCUGACGAAGGUGGAAAACGAGGUCUUCAACCUGCCUACCAACUUCACGGCCCUCUAUCUGCAUCACAACAAAUUGUGGAACGCGUCGUACGAAUCGUUACUCCGGUUGGACAACCUCACGAUGUUGGAUCUACGGGCGAAUGAGUUGGCCCACUUCGAAGCACAGCUGGUGCGCAAGAUUAAGUUCACCAACCUAACGGUGGCCCUCGGAGAAAACCCGUUGCAGUGCGACUGCUACUUGCGGCCAUUGUACCAUCAUCUUCGCUCCCUGCCAUCGAUCGGUGAGUCGUAUCGGGAGCUAAAGUGUGCCCAGCCUUCCUCACUCGCCGGCGAACCGCUGUACAACUUGACCGACGAGGUGCUCGUUUGCGUUCCGGCCCUGACGGACGAUGCUUAUCGACCGCUACCGGAUCUACGGUUCCGCGAGAUUUCUUUCUAUCGCGGUCAGUUGAUCGUAAACUGGUACGUGGCGGCGACCUCGGAUGUGGCCGAUUUCUACGCGUACAUUCGAGAUCGUGCGAAUCGCAUCAUUUUUGAGCGCACAGUAGCGUACACCAGUCGCUCGACGGCGAUCGAUGGCGGAGACAUUCGGCCGCAGGGGGACUCGCAGCUCGAGCUGUGCGUACUGGCCAAGAGCAGCGAUGGGGCUGUUAAUUUCCUCGACAGCCAGUGCGUACCGCUGCCGGAAGAUCUGGACACCAUCAAGCGGAAGUACAACGCACAGUACAACUACAAAUAUCCACUGAACCUUCCCAAGGCCGGCGCCAGGUCCGGGGCUGUGAGCUGUGAUAAACGCGUACCGGCGAGCUAUGUGGUCCUCGCGUUGCUGGCCACAUGGAUGCGAAUGCUCUAGGCUGUAAGCGAAGCAUUAAUUAUUUAU